This is a messenger RNA of Sinocyclocheilus rhinocerous, 7328 nucleotides long. RefSeq names its product ATP-binding cassette sub-family A member 2-like. Gene Ontology annotation, cellular component: membrane; intracellular membrane-bounded organelle. The coding region runs from base 468 to 7328 and encodes 2286 amino acids. Gene Ontology annotation, molecular function: ATP binding; ATP hydrolysis activity; lipid carrier activity. Gene Ontology annotation, biological process: transmembrane transport; lipid transport. The record is from RefSeq and is a predicted model, not a curated record. The transcript has 43 exons. Lineage: Eukaryota; Metazoa; Chordata; Actinopteri; Cypriniformes; Cyprinidae.
UCCGACUCCUAGAAGUAAAGCUAAAAAUGGUGAUAUUAAAAUGUUCUCACACCGAUGGAGUUUCUAAAAAUAGCCAGGCGUCGCAGAAUGAUGAGGAUUCAGCAGCGCAUCAGUAAUCCAGUUGAGGCAGCUGCUAGAUUGUCAUAAAAAUCACAUCUGAUCUACCUGACACAUCGGUCGCUCGCUCAAUGCGCUCAAGUUACUAUAGCAAUAAGAAACGUUCGCUCGCUACGUUUGGCUGAAGCUGACAGGAGUAUCUCCGCCCACUGCUCAAUGAGAUGCGAAUAUCUACAUCUGCUGCUACCAAAAGAGCAUUUUGUUCACAAACCCAACCCUCGUAAUUCAGGAUGUUUGGCUUUGUCACACGCCGGGGAGGACAAAAUGAAGACGGAGCGGAAUCUCAAAACAACAACAACACUGUGAUGAAUAUAUUAUAAUUUGCUACUUCAUUCUCCAACUCAUCGAAAAUGGGAUUUCUUCACCAGCUGCACCUUCUCCUGUGGAAAAACGUGACUUUAAAGCGGAGAGGACCGUGGGUUCUUGCAUUUGAGAUAUUCAUCCCACUGGUGCUCUUCUUCAUACUCCUGGGCUUGCGGCAGAAGAAGCCUGCCAUUCCUGUGAAAGAAGCCUUCUACAGCGCGGCCCCUCUCACCUCGGCGGGCAUCAUUCCCAUCAUGCAGUCUUUGUGUCCGGAUGGUCAGAGGGAUGAGUUUGGCUUCCUGCAAUAUAAAAACUCCACUGUGACUCAGUUGUUAGAAAGGAUCAGUGAAGUCGUGGAGCAGAACCACUUGUUUACGUCAGACAGACCCAGUCUGGGAGAGGAGCUGGAGUCUCUGCAGCAGCACCUUGAAAGUCUGAGCUCAGCACAAGUCCCUCUAGAGAGCCACUACAACACCAGCCAUGGUUUUACUGUGGGAAGUGUCCUCAGGAACCAGUCGAUGUUCCAGCAGUUCCUGAUCACAAACCUUUCCCUGCCAAAUGACACCGCCAGCCUGCUGCUCUCCUCCCCCAUCAACCUGAAAGAGGUGUAUAAUCUCAUCUUUGGGACGUAUCCUAAAGUGGGAUCAAAGGUAGGAGAAAAAGAUGAAGGGCAGCAUGAACCCCACAGUCCUGGAGAGAAGCUUGUACAGCUUGAGAAGCAGUUACUUGGAGGCUGGCGUAGUUUGGAGGGGGGUCUGAUUCAGAAGGCAUUGAGAGACCCAACCAAAGCUGCUCACCGUCAAGCUCUGCUCAAAGUCCUGUCCCAGGCACUCGGGAUUGCUGGAGGUGGAGGAGGCCAAAAAUUUGAUCCUCAAGCAUUGCGUGAGAUGGAGGGGAUUCUGUUGACUGGUGCAGUGCUGGAAACCCUCACUUGUGGGGAAGGAGGCAACAGUGAGAUAAGCAAAAUCCUAUUGGUCCCUGAGAAACAACAGGCAGUUUUAAAGGCCUAUCAAAUGACUGUUUGUGGUGGAAGGGCAGAACAGAGGGCGGAGCUGUUCGGGGAGUUGAGUGAAGAAUUGAGAGAUCAGAUUGAUACACAGAGAGUGUUUGAUCAGUUGCGUCUGGAGCAGUCCAACAUAUCCGGUCUUUUGGAUCAAUCCCAUCUCGGCGCUCUGCUGAAGAACCUGGCGGAUGUAGAACGGCUCUUGAGGGAUGUGGAUUUGCUGUCAGGUCUGGCCAGACUGCUCCCUAAAGGGGCCUGUGCAGGCCACCAGCCUCCUCCUAUAGCCAACACCACCUCCUGGAGCUCCAACACAACAACAUGGGGUCCCAACACAACAGACAGCCCUGUGGAGGAAGGAGAGGGAGCCGCAGGAAAUGAGGCAGAAACUGAAAACCCUAGAUCACAGUUUUCUGCCUUUGUUCAGCUGUGGGCAGGUCUUCAGCCCAUUCUGUGUGGAAAUAACAGGAUUAUUGAGCCAGAAGCUCUGAAGCAGGGCAAUAUGAGUUCCCUGGGCUUUACCAGCAAAGAACAAAGAAACUUGGGAUUACUUGUCCAUCUCAUGACUACAAAUCCCAAAAUCCUCUACUCUCCCAUUGGCUCAGAGGUGGACAAGGUCAUACAAAAGGCCAAUGAGACAUUUGCUUUUGUGGGGAACGUGACUCAUUAUGCCCGUGUGUGGCUCAACAUCUCAGCUGAAUUAAGGGCCUUCCUAGAGGAGGGUAAAUUGCACAAUCACCUGAUGUGGCUCCAGCAGUUCAUUGCAGACCUGAAGAAGCACCAUGCCCUGUUGAACGUCUCAGACAGUGAGCUGAUGAACAGUCUGCUGGAGGAGAACUUCACCCUGCCAAACACAACCACUCUACUGGAGCAGCUACACACCAUUGAUAAUGCUGCCUGUGGUUGGACAAACUUCAUGUCAAAGGUCAGUGUGGAUAUCUUCAGAGGCUUCCCUGAUGAAGAGAGCAUUGUCAAUUACACACUGAACCAGGCCUACCAGGACAAUGUCUCAGUCUUUGCAAGUGUGAUUUUCCAGACCAAUAAAGAUGGAUCUCUGCCACCCCAUGUUAUGUAUAAGAUUCGACAGAACUCCAGCUUCACAGAGAAAACAAAUGAAAUCCGUCGAGCUUAUUGGCGCCCUGGGCCGAACACAGGCGGCAAAUUUUACUUCCUUUAUGGCUUUGUGUGGAUCCAAGAUAUGAUUGAGCGGGCAAUCAUCAACACGUUUGUGGGCCAUGAUGUUGUUGAGCCUGGAAACUACGUGCAGAUGUUUCCCUAUCCAUGCUACACUAGAGACGAUUUUCUGUUUGUUAUCGAGCACAUGAUGCCUCUGUGUAUGGUCAUAUCCUGGGUCUACUCUGUGGCCAUGAUGAUCCAGCACAUUGUAGCAGAGAAGGAGCAAAGACUGAAAGAGGUGAUGAAGAUGAUGGGCUUGAAUAAUGCAGUGCACUGGGUGGCCUGGUUCAUCACAGGCUUCGUGCAGCUUUCGAUCUCAGUGACGGCCCUUACUGCCAUACUGAAAUACGGCAAAGUCCUCCUCCACAGCGAUCCCUUUAUCAUCUGGCUCUUCCUCACAGUCUACGCUGUCGCCACCAUCAUGUUCUGUUUCCUUGUGUCGGUGUUGUACUCCAAAGCCAAACUGGCUUCAGCAUGUGGAGGAAUCAUCUACUUUCUGAGUUAUGUGCCGUACAUGUAUGUGGCCAUAAGAGAAGAGGUGGCUCACGACAAAAUCACUGCCUUUGAGAAGUGCAUAGCGUCUUUAAUGUCUACCACAGCGUUUGGUCUGGGAUCUAAAUACUUUGCCCUGUAUGAAGUUGCUGGGGUUGGAAUCCAGUGGCGUACUAUCAACCAGUCACCUGUAGAGGGCGAUGACUUUAACCUUCUGCUGUCUAUGGUUAUGCUCACCAUUGAUGCCAUUGUAUAUGGUGUGUUGACCUGGUAUAUAGAAGCUGUGCAUCCAGGGAUGUACGGACUGCCCCGGCCAUGGUAUUUUCCCCUGCAGAAAUCCUAUUGGUUAGGAAGUGGCCGCAUAGAGACGUGGGAUUGGCCGUGGGGUGGCAGCACCAGGCUGAGCGUGAUGGAGGAGGACCAGGCUUGUGCUAUGGAACACAGACGCUCAGAGGAAACUCGUGGAAUUGAAGAAGAACCCAGUCACUUGCCGCUGGUGGUGUGCAUAGACAAACUAACUAAAGUCUACAAGACGGGCAGCAAACUGGCCCUAAACAAGCUGAGCCUAAACCUGCAUGAGAACCAAGUUGUCUCCUUCUUGGGACACAAUGGGGCUGGCAAGACCACCACUAUGUCCAUACUCACGGGAUUGUUUCCACCCACUUCUGGCUCUGCCACCAUAUACGGCCAUGACAUCCGCACAGAGAUGGAGCGCAUCAGGCAGAAUUUGGGCAUGUGUCCCCAGCACAAUGUUCUGUUCGACAAGCUCAGUGUGGAGGAACAUCUGUGGUUCUACUCGCGUCUGAAGGGCAUGGCCGAGGAAGAUAUCCGGAAGGAGAUGGACAAGAUGAUAGAGGAUCUCGAAUUGUCCAACAAACGUCACAGCCUGGUUCAGACUCUUUCUGGGGGGAUGAAGAGGAAGUUGUCGGUGGCAAUUGCAUUUGUAGGUGGGUCCCGGGCGGUGAUUUUGGAUGAACCCACGGCAGGAGUGGACCCGUAUGCCCGUCGAGCAAUCUGGGACCUCAUCCUUAAAUAUAAACAAGGUCGCACCAUCCUGCUCUCCACUCACCACAUGGAUGAGGCUGAUUUGCUUGGAGACCGUAUUGCCAUCAUCUCACAUGGUAAACUCAAGUGCUGCGGUUCCCCCCUGUUCCUCAAGAGCACAUAUGGAGACGGCUACAAACUUACACUUGUCAAGAAACAGAGUGACUCACACACUGCAGAUCAGUCAAUCCAGUCUCCCGCCUCUUCCAUAUCUCCAUGUUCAGAGAGCAGAGUGACACAGUUCAUCCGUCAGUACGUUGCCUCCUGUCUGCUGGUGUCCGACUCCAACACUGAGCUCUCUUAUGUCCUACCGUCUGAGGCUGUCAAGAAAGGCUGCUUCGAGAGGCUGUUUCAGGCUCUGGAGCAGAGUUUGGACAGCUUGGCCUUGACCAGCUUUGGUGUGAUGGACACCACACUGGAGGAGGUAUUUCUGAAGGUAUCAGAAGAAGAUCUUUCACUGGAGAACAGCGAUGCAGAUAUGAAUGACUCUCCCGGCGGAGCAUCAGCUGGGAAGCCCUCUAAUCUGUUAGGAGGGUCACAGUGCGAGGGGGCACCAGCUGCUGCUGUGAUCCGGCCAGAUGUGGAGCUCAGUAACCUGAUGAUGUGCUCCAGGCUGAGCCCAAGCCAAGCAUCCCUACAGUCCGGCUCUUCUCUUGGCUCAGUGAGAGGGGAUGAAGGGGGACUUUAUUCUGACUUCUACGGAGACUACUGCCCAUUAUUUGACAAUGGCCCGGAUCCUGACUCAGCCAGUCUCAGAGAUGAAGAGUCCUCUCCGGAGCCGACCAUACACGAGGGCCAGGGCAGCUUUAAGCUUGAGGGCUGGUGGCUGAAACUCCGGCAGUUUCACGGGCUGAUAGUGAAAAGGUUUCACUGCGCGAAGAGGAACACCAAGGGCAUUUUCUCACAGAUCCUGCUGCCUGCUUUCUUCGUCUGUGUGGCUAUGACUGUAGCUCUAUCUGUGCCUCAGAUUGGUGACCUUCCUCCGUUGAUUCUGUCUCCAUCUCAGUAUCACAACUACACACAGCCUCGUGGAAACUUCAUCCCUUAUGCCAAUGAAGACAGGCUUCAGUACAGGAGUAAACUCUCUACAGAUGCCAGUCCACAGAGGAUUGUUAACACCCUGCGUCUACCCUCUGGAGUUGGUGCGACGUGUGUACUGAAAACUCCCUUCAACAGCACUCUGGACCAACUGGCCCAAACCCUGAAUCCAUAUGCCAACAACUCCAAAACCCUGGCAGCCCGCUACUUUGACUCUAUGUGCCUGGAUUCCUUCACACAGGGUGUGCCUUUAUCAAAUUUUGUGCCCCCACCACCCUCUCCUGCCCCCUCAGAUGACCCAGAUGCGCAUUUUGAAGAUGGCCUUUGGAACUACACUGCCGCUCCUCCCACGACUGUCCGAGAGAUGGCAACAUCUCCCCCCACACUGCCCUUGACCAUCCGGGAGCCGGUACGUUGUAUCUGCUCCAUGCAGGGCACAGGCUUCUCCUGCCCCAGUGGAGUUGGGGGUCGACCGCCCCUUAUGAAGGUAGUAACCGGAGACAUCUUGGUGGACAUCACAGGUCGCAACGUGUCCGAAUAUCUCCUGUACACCUCUGAUCGUCUCAGAUUACACAGAUAUGGAGGCUUUACUGUAGGAAACAUUCAAAAAUCUGUCCCAGCAUCCUUUGGGAGAAAAACAUCACCUAUGGUGCGCAAAAUAGCAGUGAGGCGAUCCUCACAGGUGCUUUACAAUAACAAAGGGUAUCAUAGUAUGCCCACCUACCUAAAUGUCCUGAACAAUGCCAUCCUCAGAGCCAAUCUUCCCAGUAGUAAAGGAAACCCUGCUGCAUACGGCAUCACAGUGACCAGUCAUCCAAUGAACAGAACCAGUGCCAGUCUUUCUCUGGAUUAUCUGCUCCAGGGCACUGAUGUGGUUAUUGCCAUCUUCAUCAUUGUAGCCAUGUCCUUUGUGCCAGCAAGCUUCGUGGUCUUCCUGGUAGCAGAAAAAUCCACCAAGGCCAAACACCUACAGUUUGUCAGCGGAUGUGACCCUGUCACUUACUGGCUAGCGAACUACAUAUGGGACAUGCUGAACUACCUGGUUCCGGCAACGUGCUGUGUCCUAAUUCUGUUUGUGUUUGACCUUCCUGCGUACACGUCACCGACAAAUUUCCCAGCAGUGCUCUCUCUCUUCCUCCUUUACGGCUGGUCUAUAACCCCCAUUAUGUAUCCAGCCUCUUUCUGGUUUGAGGUGCCCAGCACAGCUUAUGUUUUCCUCAUAGUCAUCAAUCUCUUCAUUGGCAUCACAGCCACGGUGGCCACUUUCCUCCUACAACUGUUCGAGCGUGACAAGGAUCUAAAGUUGGUAAACAGCUAUCUGAAGUCCUGUUUUCUCAUCUUUCCCAACUAUAACCUGGGUCAUGGAUUGAUGGAGAUGGCCUAUAAUGAGUAUAUCAAUGAGUAUUACGCCAAGAUAGGCCAGUUUGAUAAGGUGAAGUCUCCAUUUGAAUGGGACAUUGUGACACGGGGACUGGUGGCAAUGACCAUUGAGGGUUUUGUUGGCUUUCUCAUUACAAUUCUGUGCCAGUACAACUUCCUCCGGAAAGCCCAGAGAGUGCCUGUCAACAGUCAGCCAGUUGAGGACGAUGAUGUUGAUGUGGCCUGUGAGAGACGCAGAGUGCUGAGGGGAGAUGCUGACAAUGACAUGCUGAAGAUCGACAACCUAACCAAGGUGUACAAGUCUCGCAAGAUGGGCCGGAUCCUGGCGGUGGACCGUUUGUGUCUGGGGGUCCGUCCUGGGGAGUGCUUUGGGCUGCUGGGAGUGAACGGGGCUGGAAAGACCACAACCUUCAAAAUGUUGACUGGAGAUGAGAGCACAACAGGGGGAGAGGCCUUUAUUCAGGGACACAGUAUCUUGCGGGAGCUUUUACGCGUGCAGCAGAGCAUCGGUUACUGCCCUCAGUUUGACGCUCUAUUUGAUGACCUGACUGCUCGAGAACAUCUGGAGCUGUACACACGCCUCCGCGGCAUCCCCUGGAAAGAUGAGGAACGGCUGGUUCAGUGGGCUCUGGAGAAGUUGGAGUUGUCCAAGUAUGCUGACAAACCUGCUGGCACCUACAGUGGAGGGAACAAACGCAAACUCUCCACAGCUAUUGCUCUGAUUGGAUAUCCCUCACUCAUCUUUCUGGUUAGAUCUCCCUAUCAUUCUUUUCUCUGA